GGAAUGGCAGAUCCAGCUAGUUAUGGGAAUUAUGACCGUGAUAUUGAGCAAGCACUAAUUAUUUUAAAAAAGGGCAGUCAAUUAGUAAAGUAUUGUCGAAAAGGGAAGCCAAAAGUUGUUCCAUUUAGGCUCUCAGCAGAUGAAACAAAGCUGAUUUGGCUUUCUCAUGGAAAGGAAAAGAGUCUAAAGUUAUCUUCUGUUUCACGCAUAGUCCCUGGACAGAGAACAGCUGUCUUUAGAAGAUAUUUGCGCCCUGAAAAGGACUACCUGUCAUUUUCACUUAUUUACAAAAAAGGGGAACGAUCACUUGAUUUGAUCUGCAAGGACAAAGCUGAGGUGGAGGUAUGGUUUGCGGGCCUUAACGCAUUAAUAUCUUCUGGACAUAAUAGUAAGCGCCCUAGAAGUGAGUUUACAGAUGUGAGUUUUAAUGGAAUUUCUUUGAAUGAUACUCUAUUUUUCAGAUUACUUAGUUUACAUCUUGCCAAAUAGAUUGUUCUGACUUUGCUCAUAAUGAAAGCUUCAAAUAUGCCAGUGAGGACAAGUGGAGGAGAUGGUUCUUCUCGUAUCAGUGUGUCAAGUGUUGGCUGUGCAAGUAGUGUAUUGUCCGGACAAGACGACAUAGAAUCUCUCGGAGAUGUCUUCAUAUGGGGAAGAAUUUGGGCACAUGGAGCCUCACAUGAUGGGUUUGGGAGUCAGGUCCUUUCGACAAAGAAUGUGCUAACUCCUAAGUCAUUAGAGUCUAAUAUUGUUAUUGAUGUUCAUCAGAUCGGGUGUGGUGUACAUCACAUUGCUCUCAUUACAAGGCAAGGAGAGGUGUUUACAUGGGGAGAUGACUCUGGAGGGAGACUUGGUCAUGGGCUUCAUAAAAAUCGUGGGAGACUGCAACUCGUGGAGUCUUUAGCUGUUACUAGUGUAGGUUUUGUUGCAUGUGGUGAAUACCAUACUUGUGCUCUGUCUACACAUGGUGAUAUAUUUACUUGGGGUGAUGACAUACAUAAUGCAGGACUUCUUGGGCAUGGCACUGAUGUGAGCCAUUGGAUACCAAAGAAGAUUGGAGGACCUUUAGAUGGACUUCUCGUUGUAUCUGUAGCAUGUGGCACAUGGCAUUCAGCAUUGGUUACCUCCAUUGGAAAACUGUUUACCUUUGGUGAUGGAAAAUUCGGUGUCUUGGGCCAUGGAGAUCGAGAUAGUGUAUCAUAUCCGAAGGAGGUGCGCUUAAUGUGUGGACAAAGGGCAAUCAAAGUUGCAUGUGGAGUAUGGCACACUGCAGCAAUUAUAGAGGUUGUUGAUCAUUGUGGUACAAAUGCAUCUUCAUCUAGGAAGCUUUUCACAUGGGGCGAUGGCGACCAAUAUCGUCUUGGCCAUGCUAGCAAGAAUACCUAUCUUCAACCAACUUGUGUCUCUGCACUGAGUGACUAUAGUUUUCAUCAGGUAGCAUGUGGGACCACUAUGACUGUUGCCCUCACUGCCUCUGGUCAGGUCUUUACUAUGGGAGAAACUAAAUAUGGUCAACUAGGAAAUCCAAUGUCCAAUGGAAGAACACCAAGUCUGGUCAAAGAUAAUUUAGUGGGUGAGGUUGUAGAGGACAUAUCAUGUGGUUCACAUCAUGUGGCUGUGGUGACUUCAAAAGGUGAACUAUAUACAUGGGGCAGAGGUGCCAAUGGAAGAUUGGGACAUGGAGACACAGAUGACCAUAACACACCAAUUUUGGUUGAAGCCUUUAGAGACAGACACGUAAAGCAUGUUUCGUGUGGCUCAAGCUUUACAUUUUGUGUAUGCAUACAUAAGUGGAUUUCUGGAGCUGACCAAUCACUUUGCUCGGGUUGCCGGCAACCAUUUGGUUUUACAAGAAAAAGGCAUAAUUGUUAUAAUUGUGGAUUGGUGUAUUGCCAUCCUUGUAGCUCCAAAAAGUCAAUAAGAGCAGCAUUGGCUCCAACACCUAGCAAACCACAUCGUGUGUGUGACUCUUGUUAUUCUAAGCUUAAAGUUCCUGAGACUAGCAGUGCUUCUUCCACUUAUAAUAAGGAUGUUACUCGUGCUCAUAGAAAGGAAAGAUUUGAUACAAGAGAGGCAAAGAAUGCAAAAAUUCUCUCAUCUCCCAGCACCGAUCCUGUAAAAUACUUUGAGACAUUGACGGGUAAGAAUAUAACUUUGCAUGACUCUUCUUCCACAGUCCGAGUUGCUCAAGCUCCUUUGCGUAUUCCAAUGGAUAAUGUGUUUCCAAGUUCAUCUAGUGUCAUGCAGAAUGCUUCUGUUCCCGUUACACAAUCAACUCAACCUCCAACUCCACCUACACCAAGUAAUUUAAGACCUCCAUCACCGUAUGCAAGGAGACCAAGUCCACCACGUUCUAGUUCCCCCGGAUUUUCAAGAAGCCUCAUUGAUAGUUUAAAGAAGACAAAUGAUCUUUUGAAUCAAGAAGUCUCUAAAUUAAAAAACCAAAAUCAAAAUUUGAAGCAGAAGAGUGACAUGCAAGAUAUCAAGAUUCGGGAACUUGAGAAAAAGAUUGAGGAAUCUACCUCAUUGGUUAAAGAGGAAUCAUCUAAGCAUAGAAUACUGAAGGAAUAUCUCCAGUGCAUGACAGAUCAGUUGAGGGAAGUGACUGAGAACUUGCCACCAGUUCCUGACUAUGAAUCUUUAAUUACCUUGCAUACUCAUGCUGAGACAUUUCUUAAAGAAAAUAUGGAAUUCAAAUCCUUAUUUGCAUCAACGUUGGAAUCAAGGUCACAAAGUGCAAAUGAUUUACAUGGCGCACACAAUGACUCUCGUAAACAGCCAGAACAAAAAAUGGAAGAAACCGUUGAUGCUGCUGGAGCUGGUUCAUCUAUGAAUGGAGGAAAUGCUCUUCAAGAAAGCAAUGAGUCAUCUUUGUUGAGUCCAAAUAAGCCAAGAUCAUCUAAUCCACACAGACCCGGGAAUGAGAAACAAGAAGAAAUAGUGACCAUCGAACAAUUUGAACGUGGUGUUUAUGUAACAUUUGUAGAAUUACCUUCUGGUGGAAAAGUUUUUAAACGAAUUAGAUUCAGUAAGCGCAAAUUUGACGAGACUCAAGCAGCAGAAUGGUGGAACCAAAACAAAGAUAGGGUGCUUAUGAAAUAUAGUCCAGAAUCUGUACAGGAUGCAGCUACUGGCUCAUCUAUUAGCCCCACCAGAAGUUGA
This is a messenger RNA of Arachis duranensis, 3159 nucleotides long. Its product is annotated as PH, RCC1 and FYVE domains-containing protein 1-like. Lineage: Eukaryota; Viridiplantae; Streptophyta; Magnoliopsida; Fabales; Fabaceae. The transcript has 9 exons. The record is from RefSeq and is a predicted model, not a curated record. Gene Ontology annotation, molecular function: metal ion binding.